GCUGGCGCUGAUUUAAGAACUCAUCAUCAACGCAUCGGGCUUCGUCAGACUUCAUCCGCGUUGGCCACAUCUGGUACCCUAUAAAUUUCUCGAGAAUACAUUGGCCGUUGUGUGAUAAGUGAAAUGUUUUCCUGAUAAGAAUUAUAAAAUGCGGAAGAAAUCAAUAAACAGUGGAAACGAGCAGAAGAAUAUAAGGCAGUCUGCGUACAUACGUAGUGGACAGAGAGAAAGUUCACCACAUUAUGUCCUUUUGUAUUCGGAUGAUGAGAAUAGUGGAGAUGAAGAAAAUAUACCUCUUAAACCACAAACUCAUACCAGUUCUCCUCCACGUAAAGUUGAGGUGAUAAAGAUUCAGAUAAAGCCAGAGGACACUUUGCAAGCAUUGGCUUUAAAGUACAGAUGUACGAUAUCAGAGUUGAAACGGAUUAACAACAUCCAUAAGGAAAACGAGAUAUAUGCGCAUAGAGUGAUAAAGGUUCCUAUACAACCAUUCUCCAUUCUUACUGAAACUUUAGCUCAGAAUGGUGAUGAUAGAAAUGUGGAAGUUGGAGAGCUAAUAAAAACAGAGGAUGGACCAAGCACAUCAAGAGAGGAGCAAAUAAUAAAUUUAAUAACUACACCUGUAACUCCUCUACCAGCGCCAAAGACAGAAAUUAACAAUAUUAUAUUAAAUUCAGUGUGUGAACCAUUGUCACAAUCAAGUCGCAGAGACUUAGUGGAAAUAGAAGAAUCAGAAUAUGAUCAGUUACUGAAUUGUUCAGAUGCUGACCAUGAAAAUGCUCCUGAAUCAUAUGUUACAGAUACAUUUAAGUGUUCCGGAGCAGACUGGGGUCUGUCCUGGCCUCAAUUAGUUGGAUGUUCAUUACUUUUAGGCUUUGCUGGACCCAUAAUAUAUAUUCUAUUUUUAACCGAGUAUUCUUUCAAACAUCACGAAACUGCAGGACACUGAUAUAAGAAAUUAAAGUUUUCUGUAUAAUAGUGAUAUCUGCCAGAGCAUUCUAGUGCCCUCGUGUGCUUUCCCUUUCAGAACAAUGGUUAUGCAGAAUCACGACGAAUACUAUGUGUAACUCUUACGUUUUUUUAAAGUGAUUUUAUUUCGUAAGGUUUAAAAACUUCAAAAAUUUUUCAAUUCCGACAAUUCAGUAAUGCAGAGUACUAUUGCAUUACAUCUAUAAUGUAUCAAAGAAAUAUUGUAUUCCUAAAUAAGAUUUUACACCGAAGUGCCUUAACGUUCCUGAACCGUUAUUGAAAAUUAAUUUAAUGGAAUAAGGCGCUGAUAUUAGAGAGGAUAUUGAUCUCUAAUGUAUCACAAUGAUAUAUUUAUUAACGUAAUACAUUUGUUGGGAAGUUUUUACAAAUAUUCGUGUAUCCUAGAAUGUAUACAUAUAUUUUUAUACAGUGAACAGCGUUCGUUUGCUGAAAGUUAUAGUAGAAGAAAAUAUAUUUUCAAAUAUUUAUUCA
This is a messenger RNA of Cephus cinctus (wheat stem sawfly), 1461 nucleotides long. RefSeq names its product lysM and putative peptidoglycan-binding domain-containing protein 3. NCBI's taxonomy places the organism in Eukaryota, Metazoa, Arthropoda, Insecta, Hymenoptera, Cephidae. The transcript is spliced from 3 exons. Bases 149 to 949 code for a protein of 266 amino acids. The record is from RefSeq and is a predicted model, not a curated record.